AGUAACGUGUACUGCAGAGCCGACUCUCUAAAAGAAAGCUGACUAUCUCAGGAGAGAUGGAGGAAAUCUAUGUCAAUGUUCAACAUGGCAAGUCAGUCAACAGAAGCUCUUCAACAAUUCAAACAGGUCCAAAGAGCUCUGAUGGGAAGUUUCACAAAGCUGUUAUUCUUACUUUGGGGCUGCUGAGUGUUUCCCUGUUGGUUGGGCUCAUUGGCCUUGGUCUGCACUAUCACAGUGAAGCUGCACAUUUCUCUUUUCUCAAAAACAACCUGACUGAGCAUCUCCAGGCCUCUAUUAAUGCAAUGUCAUUCAUGACCAGAGAGAGAGACCUGCUGAAUUCAAGCAUCACUGAGUUAAAGAAAGAACUAAUUUUAACCAGACAGAGAGAGAAAACUUGUCCAGCAGGAUGGAGGAUAUUUAGUAGUUCUUGUUAUUUCCUCUCCAAUGACUCUGGUUCAUGGACAAGAGCCAGACAGGACUGCAAAGACAAAGGAGCAGAUCUAGUUGUCAUUGACUGCAACAAGGAGCAGUUAACAAAGUCAGAAACAUGGAGCUGGAUCGGUUUGAUGGAUGGGAGCAAUGAGGGAACGUACUGGGAGGCUGAGCAGCCUGAUAACGGUGGUGGUGAUCCAAAGUGGGGUGAAGAAGACUGUGCACAUAUUAGAACUGGCAAGGAUACAGAAGAAAACUGGAACGACCGCUCAUGUGAUGCUACUCUGAGGUGGAUCUGUGAGAAACUGGCUUAG
This is a messenger RNA of Pundamilia nyererei, 746 nucleotides long. RefSeq names its product CD209 antigen-like protein E. NCBI's taxonomy places the organism in Eukaryota, Metazoa, Chordata, Actinopteri, Cichliformes, Cichlidae. The record is from RefSeq and is a predicted model, not a curated record. The transcript is spliced from 5 exons. Bases 57 to 746 code for a protein of 229 amino acids.